AUGAACGCGUCGCAAGCGCCUCUUACGCCCGAAGCCGUUAUGACAGCAUAUUGCAUCCUGCUGACGCCAACAACAACAACAACAACAACAACAACAACAGCAGCAGCAGCAGCAGCAGCAGCAGCCAGUCCGAAGCUCCGUGACUUUGACGUGUAUGUACGAGGCCGAAGGCUGACUGCGCCCAGUGAGCUGCUGCCACGCUUCCAGCUCCUCUUGAACGACACCUUCUCUCGCAUUCACACGGCCACGACGCAACACCUGUCGCACCUGCAUGCGCACACGGCAAUCGUCACGGCUGCGGCGGAUAUGCUGUUUGACGUAACCCUCCGCCUGCGGCCAUUCGUCCAGCACAACGACGUUAUGGCGUGCGUGCUUGUCAACGCGUUUCUGCAGCAAGGCGGUGUCGCCCUGCCUGUCGUCUACACCAGCAGUGACUCGCUCCAUCGGCGCAUUGAUGAGGCCGUGCACCGCGGGCCCCCGCACGUGCCGGGAGCAUUGGCCAAGGCCCUCUUGUCGUCUUACUGCGACAUGUUGCAGCGUGAUGACCGUGGCCUCGUGCCUGCAGGCAUUGUCGCUUCCAUCGCUGCCACGGGCAACAUCUCUGCUGCUGACAUUGACACGUUUUCUCGAAGUGUCUGCAGUUACUAUGUGCAGAAGAGCAUCGACCAUGGCAAUGCUGCAGGCGAUGCUGCUGUUGCGCCAGCUCCACCCGGGCGGCGAAGCAAUCCGCCUGCGCCGGUCGCGGAAUCCACGUCCGCAUUCAUCAACGACUACGACCAACCUGGCGAACUGACAUGCGGGCGCGACUACAUCCUCACCCACGCAGACAGCACGUACGACAACGCCCACGCUGAUCGGCGGUGGCGGUUCACGUGCCAGCCAAGUCGCACCUACCACAGCUAUGAGACGGGGUUUGUCAACACACACCAGCAGACCGUGACGUUUCUGUGCCCGGACAACUAUGCCAUCGCGGGGGUGUACAGCGAGCACGACAACGUGGCAAAGGACAGGCGGUGGCGGUUCCGCUGCAGCCAGAUCCUUUCAACCACAGCAUCCCAGGGCGCAUGCACGUUCUCUGCGCCCUCUACGCUUGGUGGUUCACAAUCAUUCACCACCCCCACAGGCACGUUUAUUCGCGGCGUGUACACCACAUACUCCACCAGCGCCCACGACCGGCGCUACUCGUUCUACUACUGCCAGCUCAACUGCGGCAACAACGCGCUUCAGACGCAGUACGCGUGCCAGUGCAAGGACGGGUACACGUUCCAGGGCGGCAGCUGCGUGCGCGGCACCAAAGGCAGCACGGGCCCGCAAGGCGACAAGGGCCCAACGGGGGAUGCGGGUGCACAGGGGCCACAGGGGCCACAAGGGCUGCCUGGGGUGGACGGCGAUGACGGUGCACCCGGACCGCAGGGCGACAAAGGCGACGUGGGCGAGCAAGGCGCACCUGGUGCAAAGGGGGAGGUGGGCGCACCAGGACCGCAGGGGCCACAGGGCGAACAGGGACCACAGGGGGCACAGGGGGUUGCAGGCGACCCAGGGCCGCAGGGCCCCAAGGGCGAUCAAGGCGUGCAGGGCGACCAGGGCCCCGCUGGUGCACCCGGACCCCAGGGGCCUCAGGGGAUCAAGGGUGAGCAGGGGGAUCAAGGGCCACAGGGAGAACAGGGGCCACAGGGCGCCCAGGGCGACCAAGGCGACGUCGGACCACAGGGGCCGCAGGGUGAACCAGGCGAUCCUGGUCCCCAAGGGCCGCAGGGGCCGCAGGGGCCUCAAGGCCCACAGGGCGAACAGGGGCCACAGGGCGACCCAGGACCACAGGGAAUUCAAGGUCCUGUGGGCGAUCCUGGGCCGCAAGGAGUGCAAGGGCCACAGGGCAUCAAGGGCGAAACCGGCAACAAAGGAGUACAGGGUCCACAAGGACCCAAAGGCGAUCCAGGCCACGAUGUGCCGCUCUCUGUGCAGUCUGCACUGUCGUCAUCCGUCUCAUCCAUGCUCAGCAACGGCACAGCACAGUACGCGGCGGUGUCGACAGCGCUUGCAGCGGCGGCAGCCGAGGCACGGUCGCGCGAGGUGCAAGUGUACAACAUCAUCCUCGACAGCGGUGACGAUGCGCGCUCUGUGGAGAGCGACAUCAGUGCAGCCAUCAUCACACUCAAACUCGCCGUCAACAGCGAGAGGACACGCGAAUCACAGGCCAUCGCCGCCAUCAACCAGGACGCGGCUGCCGUCAGCAGUGCUGUGGACACCGAGGGCAACGUGCUACAGUCAGACGUCAGCCACGCCACAUCUCGCGCCACAUCGGCCGAGGACAGCGUGGCCAGUGCCAUUGCCUCCACCAGCCAGCGGUCCCAGGAUAUGGAAGCAUCGCUUGCAUCGCGCGUGUCUGGCGUGGCCCGUGAUGACUCAUCAGCAGCCAGCCGCGCCGCCGCCGCCUCUUCCUCGCUCGCACGCGCCAUCUCGCACGAGACGGACCGGGCCACGGGGCAGGAGGCAAGCCUGAUAUCCGCCCUGCAGAGCACGGAAACAUCCACCAUGCAAGAUGAGGCAGGUCUCAGUGCGAGCGUGAGCCUUGAGGGGCAGCGCGCCGCAUCAGAGCGAUCACGCAUUUCCGGCGCCGUGUCUACGCACGACGACGCCGUGGCGACACACGCCAGCCGUGCUGCUGCCCAGCUCAGCCAGCUCGACGCCAGCAUCGCCGGCGAGCACACGCGCGCGAGCACUGCAGAGUCCAAUCUCUCUGCCGCGUUGUCCGGUGGCGUGUCAGGGGCGACGUCGUCUGAACACGCCCUCAGCGUCGCCAUCAGCAGGGAGCAGUCGCGUGCAGCAGCGCAGCAGGGGCAGCUGGAUACCGCGCUGGGUGCGGAGCGCAAUCGCACGCGGGCACAGGUGUCGUCCAUCGUGUCUGCCGUGUCCAGUGAAGUGCAGCGCAGCGCAGACGCAUUGACGCAGCGCGCUGUGUCCAUCAACACGGAGGCCGCCCGCGCAUCAACCGCCCGUCAACAGUACGGCACGCUGCUGGAUGCCGAGGUGUCGCGCGCACGGCAGGAGGAGGCCGUGUUGGCGCAAACGCUGUCUGCUGUGACGACGAACCACAGCGAGCACACGCUUGAGGUGAGCCAGGCCAUUUCUUCGGAGAGUGCACGGGGUGGACAGGAAGCGGCGGCCAUCGCAAGUGCCAUCAGCAACACGCUCACGGACACGCGCCAACAACAAGUGCAACGCCUGGAAAGUGACAUUGUGUCGCACGCAACCGUCAUGCAAGAACGCGUCAGCUCCGCCACUGUCUCUCUGCAGGCGGAGACCAACCGUGCCGAGUCAGUGGAAAGUGCGCUGUCGAGUGAGCUGAGUGAGGAGACAACACGAGGCCGCGGUGUCCACUCCAUCCUCACUUCCUCGCUGCAGUCUGAAGAGACAAGGGCGCAGUCGGAUGAAGCAGUGCUGUCACAGCGUGUCUCGCUUGCAGUGUCCUCGUCCCAGUCAGACGAGGCGGCAAUUGCGUCGCAGCUGUUGAGUGUGGACGCAUCUGUCACGCGUGACCAAUCAGCGCUUGCGUCCUCCCUGACGAGCCAUGCCUCAAACACCCGCACAGCUGAAGCACAAGUGCUGUCGCUGCUGUCGGACAUGCACGUGCGCGCCUCCCAGGCGGAAUCCACGCUUCAGAUCAGCUUGGUGUCUGCACAGCAAGCAGCGCAGUCGAGCGAAAGCAGCCUGAGCGCGGCCAUUUCUCUGCGGGAAAGCACGCGUGCAGCAUCACAGCGCUCCAUGCUGUCUGUGCAAGCCAGCCUGGCAUCGUCGGCAACGGCCCAGCAGCAGGCGGUGCGCAGUCGCGUGUCUGCGGUUGAGAGCAGCGCGCGUGAGCACCGGCAGUCUGUGGCGUCGCUGCUGUCGCACGUGGUAUCGAGCACGGCCUCGGGUGUGGAUUCGCUCCACGGAAUGCUGGCUACGCAGACCAGCAAUGCCAUUGCAGCAGAAGGAAGCCUGCUGUCCAUGAUUGGCGAGACCGCAUCUGUGGCGCAAGCAGGAGAGUCUUCCCUUGCUGCCGCCAUCGUGGGUGCGCAGAGCACGCUGGAGGCUGAUGACGAUGAGCUGCUGUCUACGCUUCAGGUGCAAACGCAGCAGCAAGUGUCGGCGGAUACGUCACUGGCCAGCGACGUGGAGGCCGCCAACACCACCCUCAUUGGCAGCGACAUGGCAUUCGUGUCCAUGCUCAAGCAGUCGCACGCUGCCCUCACCAUGCAGCUGGAGGAGGAGAAGAACAUGACCGCCGCAACAGAAACAGCGCUCUCGUCACAGCUCUCCACGCUUGAGCAGUCGCUGCAAGGGCCUGUCGUCGUUACCGACUUUGCACCCUACAAUGACGCGUGUGCCGUCACCACAUUCCCUCCAAACAUCACAGUUGCACCUCCCAGUACGAUCAGCAGCAACAGCAGCAACAGCAGCACCACGAGUCGCAGCAAAUUUGGAACCACUGCCACUAUGAGCAACAGCGAUGUCGACAGUAGGCAAGUUGCAAACAGCAGCACCACCGGAAGCAGCAGCAGCGUGACAAACAUGACAACGGCACCGACCACUGCUACCACCAUCAGCACUGCCACCACUACGAUGAUGCCCGAGGCGGCUCCGUCUGCGCUUGUGGUGUCGUCAUGCUUGCUUGUGGAGUUCACGGCAUGCAGUGAGCGCUUGAUUAGCGAACCCACGCUGGCGCACAAGGCGCGUGCGUUUAUGGAUGACCCGGGUGCGUUUCAUGUGGCCGUGGUUUCCACACAGGAGGAGGUGGCGGGCUGGCUGCGCGCAGACAACGACAGCUGGAUUGUCAGCACAGACGAUGUGCGCGUGCUCUCCACCACCUUUCGCGUGCACGCCGCGCAACCACGGUCAUGCGUGCUUGCAAGCAGCAGCAUUGCCGUGACCUCGAUUGUCACCCCUGUGCCUGUUCCCCAGAACACUUUCACAACCAGCAGCAUGGCAAACACCACCACCACCACCACCACCACCACGCCCUUUGCCACCAACAGCACAUCAGUGCCAACGACAACAGCGCCGCCGAGCGAACCACAACGGAGACGACGAGAACAACAACAACAGCAAGGGAACGAUACAGAGCCCAAUACCGCCACCACACCCAUGCUCAGCAUCGCUAUAAACGGCAGCCACAGCAACAGCACAGCGGUGGACUUGCUGCGUGUGUCAGACGUUGCAGGCCUGCUCGUGGCGGUGCACGUGGCCGGGCGGGACAGCAACACUGCGCCUCCCCUGUCGUCACCGCCACUGGGGCUUGCGGAUGGCAGUGCUGGUGGCACGCCCACGCUCGUGCGAAGGCUGGCUGUGUUGGAAGAGCAGCUCUCGGCGGCAGCGGCGACCAACACGCUGUUGAUGUCGGCCAUCAGCGCCGCGGAGACGCAAAUGGAGACUGCCCUGGCCCAGGCCGACGGCUUGGAGGAAGAGCUUGCGGCGCGGUGGGAGGAGCUUGCUGCUGCACGCGCAUCGAGGGAGGCAUCGCGCGAAGCAAGCAGGGAAGAGGAACAGCGCAGACGCGAGCAGUCGACGACAACCACCACGCCUGCCACAACCACGCCUGCUGCCACGACGAGCGGGGCGGGCGGUGACGCCAGUCGACGCGGGGCCGCUGCCGGCGAAACGCCGCUCAUGUGGAUUGUCAUGACCGUGGCCACCUCCAUCCUGGUGCUGGUGCUGCUGGUGCUUGUGCUCACCACGUCAAACAGCAGCGUGGUGGUGGUUGACACGGGUGGGCCAUCGCACGACGUGUUCCACCUGCUGCGUCAGCCGAGCAAGGUGCCCGAAGACAUGACCGAGCAAGUGCUGGUGGGCAGUGGAGGUGUUGCCUACCUGGGCACUGCCGACCCACACACGGAUGCGGUGUACGCGACCAUGGAUGACAUUGACGAGUCUGUGUUUGCGGCCAAGGGCGCAGAGAGCAGCGAGGACGACGACGACGCUGUCAACGGCUACCUCGAUCUUGACGUGUAUGAGAAUGGUGAGGAGUACCUCCGCACGGGCCCGGGUGCCGUGGCGGCGGUUGGAGAUGUUGGUCUGCAGUUCACGGGCACUGAUCAUCGACACCACCACCACACGGCCACGACCAACUACAGUUCGAGCGAUGAAGACGUGUUCACGGACGACGAGUAUGUUGAGGGCGAGAAUGAUGAUGGCGGGUACCUGGACGUGAGCCCCGAUGACAUUUACGAAGGACCCGAGAUUGGCACGCAGUUUGUGUGGCGGGAGAACGACUUGAAGGAGUUGUCUGUAGCGAUGGACGAGGAAGGGCAAGGCGCUGCAGAGCAUACGGCCAAUGGUGGCGGUGACGAUGGACUCGGUAAUGCUGGGAAUGUCCGUGCUGAGGGUGGCGUUGGCGGUGCGGUGAAGCCAGCUGGAGGCAACGAAUACUCGCGGCUGCCGAGCGCGGCGCCCGUGGUGAUUGCUCGUGAAGGGAAGUCGGGCUACAACAAACUGCACCAGAACACACCUGCAGCACAAGGCGGUAGCACCAGCGCCAGCAGCACCUCAGCCGGUGACCACAAGUAUGCCAAGCCCAAGGAUCCCAAGUACGACAAGGCAAAGGGAGGCAAGGGUGCGAAGACCACAGCCGCAAGCGGUGAUGGUGAGCACAAGUAUGCCAAGCCCAAGGAUCCCAAGUACGACAAGGCAAAGGGAGGCAAGGGUGCGAAGACCACAGCCGCAAGCGGUGAUGGUGAGCACAAGUACGCCAAGCCCAAGGAUCCCAAGUACGACAAGGCAAAGGGAGGCAAGGGUGCGAAGACCACAGCCGCAAGCGGUGAUGGUGAGCACAAGUACGCCAAGCCCAAGGAUCCCAAGUACGACAAGGCAAAGGGAGGCAAGGGUGCGAAGACCACAGCCGCAAGCGGUGAUGGUGAGCACAAGUACGCCAAGCCCAAGGAUCCCAAGUACGACAAGGCAAAGGGAGGCAAGGGUGCGAAGACCACAGCCGCAAGCGGUGAUGGUGAGCACAAGUAUGCCAAGCCCAAGGAUCCCAAGUACGACAAGGCAAAGGGAGGCAAGGGUGCGAAGACCACAGCCGCAAGCGGUGAUGGUGAGCACAAGUACGCCAAGCCCAAGGAUCCCAAGUACGACAAGGCAAAGGGAGGCAAGGGUGCGAAGACCACAGCCGCAAGUGGUGAUGGUGAGCACAAGUACGCCAAGCCCAAGGAUCCCAAGUACGACAAGGCAAAGGGAGGCAAGGGUGCGAAGACCACAGCCGCAAGUGGUGAUGGUGAGCACAAGUAUGCCAAGCCCAAGGAUCCCAAGUACGACAAGGCAAAGAGCAGAGCGGCGAGUACAGCGAGUUCCGUCCAUGGCAAGCGCACCAACGCCCGCAUGGCAGACCCCGUUUAUGCUGACGUGGACUGGAGCGAUGAUGACUAUGAGUUUGGAUUUUGACGACGACGACGAUGACGGGCACGUUAAUCGCCGCCCAGCGCAGGACCCGUGUACUCCGAAGGCGCCGUGUACGAGGAUGUGGACGAUGGAGACGCCGUGUACGCGCUCCCCACAGACUUUGCGUGAUCUUCGGGGCUGCGCGUGUGCGUGUGUAGACGUGAGAGAGUGUGUGUGAAAUGUGAGGGUGUGUAUAUGUGUGUGUGUGUGUGAAAUGUGUGUGUGUGUGUGUAUAUGUGUGUGUGUGUGAAAUGUGUGUGUGUGUGUGUGUGUG
Salpingoeca rosetta is the source of this 7687-nucleotide messenger RNA. RefSeq names its product collagen triple helix repeat protein. The coding region runs from base 1 to 7416 and encodes 2471 amino acids. The transcript is spliced from 4 exons. The record is from RefSeq and is a predicted model, not a curated record. NCBI's taxonomy places the organism in Eukaryota, Choanoflagellata, Craspedida, Salpingoecidae.